This is a messenger RNA of Diaporthe citri, 1302 nucleotides long. RefSeq lists its product as uncharacterized. The transcript has 4 exons. NCBI's taxonomy places the organism in Eukaryota, Fungi, Ascomycota, Sordariomycetes, Diaporthales, Diaporthaceae. The record is from RefSeq and is a predicted model, not a curated record. The coding region runs from base 1 to 1302 and encodes 433 amino acids.
AUGACAAGAAAAGGCAGCACCAAGGUGAAGACAGGAUGCUUCACGUGCAACAAGCAGUUCUGGAACAUCCUCGUCUCCCAGGUCGGCCAGCAGGAACCAGCAGUGCGCCACGCCCUGGUGUGCAUAGGCUCUGUGUAUGAGGGACUGACCAACACCAACGCCAACUUCCUGACGGCAUCCCAAGAGACGUUUGCGAUCACUCAGUAUAACCUGGCGCUGAACAAGUUGAUUUCCGCGGGCAGUGACAAGAACAUGACCCUCCUCGUCUGCCUGCUCUUCAUUUGUAUAGAAACGCUGCGCGGAAACAAAGACAUGGCUAUCGAACAUUGUCGGCAUGGCAUUACGAUCUGCAAUAGCUUACCACAGGGGCUUUCGGGCUGGGCGAAGCGGGAACUCCAGCCGAUAUUCCUGCGCCUCGCCACGUUUCCGUAUUUGUUCGGCGUUGAGGCUGGGGACUUCCCAGAGCCUGUCGGCCUGAUCUCAGAUCCACUGGCCGUGGAUGUCACAGCCGAGGAGAGGACCACGACCUGGGACUGGCUGAUCAACCGGACGGUUCGACUGGUGCGACAGGGCCUCAGCCACCGUCAAGGUCUUUUGCGGCACUUGCCGACGCCGGACCACUUGUACGAUGAACAAAGGCGUAUCUCAGGAGUUCUGGUCGCGUGGCGAAAUUACUACAGGAGUACCAGGCUACAAGGUUCGCUUGGCCUUGAGGACAUGGCGUCGCACCUCUUUGACGAAACGAAAUGCAUCAUCGGCACGAUAUGGGCCUCGUGCUGCCUGAACAGCGACGAAACGAUCUACGACGAACACAUCAAGGACUUCGAGGAGCUUAUACAACUGUUCCAGCAGCUCGUUGACCUCAAAGCAGGAAAGUGGGCCGAAGGCGAAGUUCAUAUUCGAAAUGGGCGGGAGAGCUUCUUCAACGCGAGGAAUUGCUACAAUGUCGGCAUGCGCUGCAUUGAAAUCGAGCAUGGGAUUAGUCUCGAUCCCGCCCUCCCAGAUUUUCCCAACGAUGUCGAGGCACCGCUGCCGGCAGAUCAAUUUCGCAUCAGGAGUGCGGACAUUACGGACGAAGUGGACCUCCGCCUGGAUGAUGACGGUAAAGAAGUCGAGUACAGGAAGGUCUUCUUCUGGAUCCAGCCUGAAGCCAUUACUCCAGGCUUCUCGGAAUGGUUGAGGAUUUGGUCCUUUCCCGGCGUACGCAACACGUGGACGAGCGCGCCAAUGUCAGGUGCAACAGCGGCGAACGAGCGGAUUCUGCAAGCCAGCUCUGGUAUAAAUGAAUCAAUUUCAUUAUGA